Messenger RNA from Ilex paraguariensis (yerba mate), 444 nucleotides. The record is from the annotation of a GenBank genome assembly. NCBI's taxonomy places the organism in Eukaryota, Viridiplantae, Streptophyta, Magnoliopsida, Aquifoliales, Aquifoliaceae.
AUGGCGUUGCAGUGGAUGAUUCUGGCGUACGUUGUUGCAGCCGAGGCGGGCCUGGCUGUUCUUCUCACCCUACCUUCACCAAAGGCCAUCAAGUCCCGUCUCGUCUCUCUAAUCUCUCUCAUCCUCCAACCCUCCAUGUUCAUUGUUCCUUUCUCUGCCUUCCAACUCCUAGAUAUAUAUUGGAAAAAUGAGCACCGCUUGAUGUGUACUGGCGAGAUCUGCACUGCAGCUGAAAGGGAUCGCUACGAGAAAUCGGAUUCAAUGCUUUCGGCUCUAAUCAUCUUCGUUGUGUCUGUAUCGAGGGGACCGAUUUACAAGGCUCAAAGGAAUGUGAUUUUGUGUGCUGCAGCAUGCCUUUUGUAUUGGUGCAUUUACCGUAUCUGCAAGUAUUAUAAGGAUAUCCAAAGCAUGGAGGAAGUGGAGAAAAGGUACAAGGACCAGUAG